AUGGCACAACAGUCAUUCUCACACUGCAGCAGCAAGAUGGCAGAAUUCUCACCAGAACAGAUACAACUGUUCAAAAAACAUUUCAAUGAGUUUACCAUCAGUGAACAUGGAUGCGUCACAAUCAAAGAAGUUGGAAUGGUGCUGAUAGUGCUGGGAGAGUAUAUCUCCAGUUACACAAUCCUAGACAUGAUGAAGGAGAUGGGCUUGGAUGAAAACAGCUUCAUCAAAUUCAAUGAUUUUCUUGAGAUUUAUAAGAAAGUUCUGGAAGAAAAAAAGAAGUCGAAAUUGAAAACGCAAGCUGAGAGAGCCAAGAAACUCACUGAAGAGCCGUCAGCUGAAAGGACCCAGUCCUGCAAGACGGCAGGAUUGUCACAAGAACAUAUUGAACAUGUCAGAAAACAAUUUAAUCUGUAUGGUGAUUAUGGAAAUGGACGUAUCACGUACAUAGACAUUGGUUUACUGAUGAUGGACCUGAACGAGGAGCAUUUUGUAACUAGCUACGAGGUUCAAGAUAUGAUAAAAAUGAUGGGCCUGGUUGUAGAUGGUACCUUCGAUUUCGAAGAGUUUCUUGAGAUGUACAAGACAGUACAGGAGAAAAAACUAGCGAAGCAAACCAAGGAGGGCAAGAAACUUGCUCUCAUGAAAGGUGCUAAAAAGCCAUCGGCUAAAGGCACCCAGAUGGAAGAAUUCUCACCAGCACAAAUAGAAGAGAUCAGACCAUACUUCGAUGAGUAUGAUGCUGAAGGAAACGGACGUAUCACGUUCAGAGAAAUUGGCAUGUUGAUGUCAUCACUGGAGGUUCUUGUACCAGCCUUCAAGAUUAAAGAAAUGAUAAAAGAGAUGGACCUGGAGGAAAACGGAACCUUCGAAUUUCGCGACUUUCUUGCGAUGUACUGGAAAAUACUGGAUAGCAAAUUUAAGUUCGAACUUCAAUUGGAGGCUGAGAAACCCAUGGAAUUAAAAGCUUAUACAGGUAUAUUAGCGUUAACCUCUGAUUUUAAAAGUAAGAAGAUGCAAUUAAGCGUUGAAGUAUGA
Halichondria panicea is the source of this 1035-nucleotide messenger RNA. RefSeq lists its product as uncharacterized. Lineage: Eukaryota; Metazoa; Porifera; Demospongiae; Suberitida; Halichondriidae. The transcript is spliced from 9 exons. Gene Ontology annotation, cellular component: myosin II complex. The record is from RefSeq and is a predicted model, not a curated record. The coding region runs from base 1 to 1035 and encodes 344 amino acids. Gene Ontology annotation, molecular function: calcium ion binding.